This is a messenger RNA of Chaetomium strumarium, 1182 nucleotides long. RefSeq lists its product as uncharacterized. Gene Ontology annotation, molecular function: cysteine-type deubiquitinase activity. Lineage: Eukaryota; Fungi; Ascomycota; Sordariomycetes; Sordariales; Chaetomiaceae. Gene Ontology annotation, biological process: protein deubiquitination. The transcript has a single exon. Bases 1 to 1182 code for a protein of 393 amino acids. The record is from RefSeq and is a predicted model, not a curated record.
AUGUCUUCGGCAGAAAACACAGUCAAUGGGGAAGUGGAAUCCCUGGAGCAGAUGCAGGCGCGGCACAGAAAGGAACAGCGAGACCUCCAGUCGCGCAUCACCAACAAGAAGAAGAACGCGACCAAAAAGACUCGGAAAUUCGUCAACGACGAGUGCGCCGAGCUCGAACGCCAGCUCAAAGAACGGCAGGAGGAGGAGAUAAGGAAACUCACUGGCGCGGGCGACGACGAUGACGGAGAAGAAGGAGAAAAAGCAGCACUGGAACAACAACAACAACAACAACAACAACAACAGGACGAAUCCCAACAACCACAACAACCACCACCACCACCGUCAUCAUCAUCAGAGCCCGCCGUAACCAACCUGACCAACAAACUCAACACCACAACCCUCUCACCAUCGACGCAAUCACAGCCACAGCCACAAACACAACAGCAGCAGCCGCAAAAACAGAAACGCAACCGCCAGAAAGAGCGCCUCGCCCGGCGCGCAGCAGAGCAGGAGGCCGCCGCGCAGGCGGCCGAGGCCGAGGCGUCCAACAUGACAGACCGCCGGGGCCUGGAGCGCGAGCGCAUGCAGCGCGAGCUGGCGGCCCACGCGCUGCGCGAGCACGAGAUCGCGCCGGACGGGCACUGUCUCUUCUCGGCGGUGGCCGACCAGCUGGAGGUCAACGGCAUUCCCUUACUGCUACUACGAGAAGGAGCAGGAACAGGAAUAGGACCUGGACCGGAAAGCGGUGUUGGUCGGGGUGGGGUUGGGAAUGGGGAAGGGGAAGGGUUCGACGCCAAAACGGUGGUGGAGGAGCCGUACCGCGUCGUGAGGAGGGCGGCGGCCGACUGGAUCGCCGGGCACAGGGACGAGUAUGCUGGGUUCUUGGAGGAGGGCGUGGAUGAGUAUGUGGGCAAGAUCCGGGACACGGCCGAGUGGGGCGGGCAGCUGGAGCUGAGCGCGCUGGCGAAUGCGUAUGGGGUGGAGAUCAGGGUGGUGCAGGGGGAUGGGAGGCCCGUGGAGGUUGUUACGCCCACUUCGCCUGCGACGGGGGAAGAAAAUGGGAAGGGAGAGGGGGAAGGGAAGGAGAAAGGGGAGAAGAAGAAGAAGACGCUUUGGUUGGCGUAUUAUCGCCAUGGCUAUGGUCUGGGCGAACAUUACAACUCGUUGAGGAAGGCCAAGGCCGUUCAGUGA